GCUCCCAAACGCAAACGACGCAUGCGGCCUGGACAAAAAGCCCUUAAGGAAAUUAAAAUGUACCAAAAGAGCACCGAUCUUUUGAUUCGCCGUUUGCCAUUUGCACGGCUGGUGCGGGAAAUUCAAAUGGAAAUGAGCCGAGAAGCCUAUCGUUGGCAGGGGACAGCAAUUCUCGCUCUACAGGAAGCGUCGGAAGCGCAUUUGGUGUCUUUGUUUGAAGACACCAAUCUGUGUGCCUUGCACGGCAAACGGGUAACGAUCAUGCCCAAAGAUAUGCAGCUCGCACGGAGAAUUCGUGGGCAAACACGAGAGUAG
This is a messenger RNA of Phaeodactylum tricornutum CCAP 1055/1, 315 nucleotides long. RefSeq lists its product with no specific name. Lineage: Eukaryota; Bacillariophyta; Bacillariophyceae; Surirellales; Neidiaceae. The transcript has a single exon. The record is from RefSeq and is a predicted model, not a curated record. Gene Ontology annotation, cellular component: nucleosome. The annotation marks the transcript as partial. Gene Ontology annotation, molecular function: structural constituent of chromatin; DNA binding; protein heterodimerization activity.